This is a messenger RNA of Daldinia childiae, 807 nucleotides long. RefSeq names its product Peptidyl-prolyl cis-trans isomerase B. NCBI's taxonomy places the organism in Eukaryota, Fungi, Ascomycota, Sordariomycetes, Xylariales, Hypoxylaceae. Gene Ontology annotation, molecular function: peptidyl-prolyl cis-trans isomerase activity. The record is from RefSeq and is a predicted model, not a curated record. Bases 1 to 807 code for a protein of 268 amino acids. The transcript is spliced from 4 exons. Gene Ontology annotation, cellular component: endoplasmic reticulum; fungal-type vacuole. Gene Ontology annotation, biological process: protein peptidyl-prolyl isomerization; protein folding.
AUGUUUAACCUCCGCCGACUUCUCGCCAGCGCCUUGCUGCUGGUGGGUUUAAGUGUCAUCUGCUUCUCCCAGACGGCCGCCGCCACCAAGGGACCUAAGAUCACCCACAAGGUCUACUUCGAUAUUACACACGGUGAUGAGCCUCUAGGCCGAAUUGUCAUGGGUCUCUACGGCAAGACCGUCCCCAAGACCACCGAGAACUUCCGAGCUCUUGCUACCGGCGAGAAGGGCUUCGGUUACGAAGGAUCUACUUUCCACCGAGUUAUCAAGCAGUUCAUGAUCCAAGGAGGUGACUUCACCAAGGGUGAUGGCACUGGUGGCAAGUCGAUUUACGGUGAGAAGUUCCCCGACGAGAACUUCAAGCUAAAGCACUCCAAGGAGGGUCUUCUCUCCAUGGCGAACGCUGGCAAGGACACCAAUGGAUCUCAGUUCUCAUCACCACCGUGGCUGGAUGGCCGACACGUUGUAUUCGGUGAAGUGUUGGAGGGCAUGGACAUUGUCAAGAAGAUUGAGAAUGUCAAGACUAAGCCCGGCGACAAGCCAGAGAAGGAAAUCAAGAUUGCCAAGAGCGGAGAGCUCGAGGUGCCGCCUGAAGAUAAUCAAGGAGAAUCCGAAUGGGCUUCGGGACAUUCAACCGAACAGGAGAAACCUGUAGUUGACGAGACUGCUGCUCUCUCUGCUGAAUGGUCCGUUUUCCAGAAGGCUCUCCUUUUCGGUGUUAUUCUCGCUGCUAUCGCCUUCUACAUUCGCCUAUCAAAGAAGAGAGGUGACCGGGACGACAUUGCCUACGAGAAGACAAUGGCUUAG